Molecule: messenger RNA, 1194 nt
Organism: Spizellomyces punctatus DAOM BR117
Lineage: Eukaryota; Fungi; Chytridiomycota; Chytridiomycetes; Spizellomycetales; Spizellomycetaceae
Exons: 1
Coding region: 231-1082 (283 amino acids)
Molecular function (GO): oxidoreductase activity, acting on the CH-OH group of donors, NAD or NADP as acceptor
Source: RefSeq, a predicted model, not a curated record
UUUGAACAUCACCGGAAAGAGUAUAUCCUCGCAUAAAAAGACGACAAAGGCAUUACAUACCGUCAGCAAAGUUCCCCUCCUAAUUGUAAUGGCCUGCCGAGCAGCACACUCCAGAACAGAAGCCUGUCCGAAAGCUGUCCGCUUCGCAGCCCUACACGUGACGUAAGACUGGGAGACUGCCCUCCCAAAAACCAGCAACGGGGCCUCGCAUCGACGAACGUUCUGCAACAAUGUCCUCAAUGAAACGUAUCCUGAUAACGGGCGCUGCAAAUGGAAUAGGACGACACAUGGCCUCACAUUUUCUCUCUGGGGGCUAUUAUGUGACUCUCGCCGAUUCUGACUCCCAAUCCCUCCAGACGUUGCGUGCCAUCUUGACUCAGCAGGCCUCAAUUCCACCAGAAACUCUCGAAUCUCACGCUCUUUUCCAGUAUUGCGACGUAGCCAACGAGGCAUCCGUGUCGGACCUUGUCGGAAAGAGCAUAGAGAAAUUUAAGGGAAUCGAUGCGCUAAUAAAUAAUGCUGGCAUCUCGUCCCCGUGGAUUGGCCAGGACCCGAACAUUCCCUUUGAUGCCGUCCCGGCUGAGCAUUUUACACGGUUUUUAAAUGUAAACUUGGUGGGUGCGUAUCUCCUUUGCCACUACACAGCCAAGCAUCUCCGCGCAUCUCGUGGUUGCAUUGUCAAUAUUGCUUCGACGCGAGCAUUGAUGAGCGAGCCGAAUAACGAGGGAUACGCAGCAAGUAAGGCUGGCUUAUUGGGUUUAACGAGGUCAUUGGCAGUGAGCUUGGGCAAGGAUGGUGUAAGAGUCAACGCUGUGUCUCCGGGGUGGAUUGACACGAGAGAUCUGCAGACGGAAGAAGUGACGGGCGUCUUGCGAGCACACGGCAAUUUAAAGGAUAUCCCAGCACCCCCAGAGUUGAGUGAGAAGGAUCACAAGCAGCACCCUGUAGGAAGAGUUGGAACCUCUGAGGAUGUGGCAAAGAUGGUAAGGUUUCUCGUGGAGGAUUCGGAAGGAUUUAUUACCGGACAGAACUUUGUAUUGGAUGGAGGAAUGACCAUCAAAAUGAUAUACGAAGAGGACUAGUUGCCGAUAGAGAUGAACGCUUAAUAUUCGUGUACAUAUCUGUAUAUAGGUCCCUGUAUAUAUUCUCAGAUUACUAUCUUACUAAUAAGAUGAUACACGCUAUCGUCCUCCA